Molecule: messenger RNA, 1601 nt
Organism: Elaeis guineensis (African oil palm)
Lineage: Eukaryota; Viridiplantae; Streptophyta; Magnoliopsida; Arecales; Arecaceae
Product: RHOMBOID-like protein 2
Biological process (GO): proteolysis
Cellular component (GO): membrane
Molecular function (GO): serine-type endopeptidase activity
Source: RefSeq, a predicted model, not a curated record
GUCUCCACUACCCCCAGCCCCCACCGCCCUCAGAAAAAGAAAAGAAAAGAAAAAAGAACCAUUUUUUUUCCCCUCCUGCCCCUAAUUUCUUCCAAUUUAAUCCCCCGAUCAAAUCUCCAGAGCCAUCAACCUCUUAUUUACGCCCUCUUUUCAAUACCAGGAUCAAGAACAAAACCCGGUCAAUCUCUUCUUGUCAUGAUUCCCGUCCCCCACCACUGACCCCCUCCUUCUAAGCCAAGCAACACCCCUGGAAACCAUUCACCAGUCGCCAUAAAAGCUAUCAGCAGGGGCGAGAGAGUGAGCGGCGGAGAUGGCGGACUUGGAGGGGGAGAGGGGCGGCGGCGGCGGCGGCGGCGGCGGCGGCGGCGGCGGCGGCGGUGGUGGUGGUGGCAACGGCAAAAGCAGGGGCGGCGGCGCAGGCGGGGCGGGGGCGCCGUACUUAUACGACGUGCCGGAGACGGAGGAGAGGCCGUGGGUGCCGUGGGUGGUGCCGCUGAUCGUGAUAGCGUGCGUGGCGGUGUUCGUCGUGGAGAUGUACGUCAACAACUGCCCCGACGACACGCACCGGACCGGACCGUGCGUCGCCCGCUUCCUCCACCGCUUCUCCUUCCAGCCCCUCCAUGAGAAUCCCCUCCUCGGACCCUCGGUCGCUACAUUGAAGAAAUUGGGAGCUCUUGACUGGAACAAAGUGGUUCAUCAGCAUCAGGGAUGGAGGCUUGUUGCUUGUAUCUGGUUGCAUGCUGGCCUUAUCCAUUUGCUUGUAAAUAUGCUGAGCCUUGUUUUUGUUGGAAUUCGCCUCGAACAGCAAUUUGGAUUUGCACGGAUUGGUGUCAUAUACCUUCUAUCAGGGUUUGGUGGGAGUGUUCUUACAUCUCUUCUGUUACAAAAUAACAUUUCUGUUGGUGCUUCUGGUGCUUUGUUUGGACUUCUUGGAUCAAUGCUAUCAGAACUCAUCACAAACUGGACCAUCUAUUCCAACAGGGUUGCAGCUUUAUUAACUCUUGUGUUUUUGAUUAUUGUCAACUUGGCCAUUGGAAUAUUUCCGCAUGUUGAUAUGUUUGCCCAUAUAGGGGGGUUCUUAACGGGUUUUCUCAUCGGUUUUAUUUUGUUGAUCCGGCCUCAGUUUGGUUGGAUGGAACGUCAAGAUCUGCCCCCUUCAAGUCAGGUCACUUCCAAAUACAAAGCAUAUCAGUAUGUGUUGUGGGUGAUCGCAUUGCUUUUGAUACUAGCCGGAUUUGCAGUUGGUUUGGUAAUGCUUUUCAGGGGAGUGAACGGCUACGAUCAUUGCCACUGGUGUCACUAUCUGAACUGUGUACCCACAUCAAAGUGGAGCUGCGACAAUUGAAAAAAUAGGUUUUUGAGGAAAGCCAUGUUUGGAAGAACAGUAAAAUUAUCACACUUCAGUGUCUGAUAAUACUUCAAUACAUCUGUACAUAGUUUAGAAGCUGAUUGCUCUUUCAUUUACUUUUCAGUGUUCUCAGAGUGAUUUGUUACAUGUGCCUUCCAUCAGACUGAAUGUUGUACUUCUUAGCUACCAUUAUUUAUGAUCCUUUUGGAUUUGAUAGUUUUGCCAGCACAACCAAAAUGUGAUAUCUUCAGAA